AUGCUACCCACAAAACGUAAUGCAGCAUCUGGAACAGAGCGUCUUGGAGUUGUCUUGCUUGCAGCAGGUUAUGGAACCCGUCUUCAACGAGAUAUUGGCAGCACGCCUUCUUUGUCGAUGCUGGCAGGGACGCCGAAACCUCUUCUCCCACUAUGCGGACAACCCAUCCUUUCGCAUUGGUUGUCACAGCUGCAAACCAUCCCUUCAAUAUCACAUAUUUUCGUCGUAACGAACGAAGCGCAUCUCCCGUUGUACCAACAAUGGAAGGCCGAGUUACCGGUACACCACCACUUGGGUGUUUCUAUUCUUUCAGACGGGUCCAUUGACAAUGCCUCAAGGCUGGGUGCUAUUAAGGAUAUCGCGAUUGGUCUCAAUUCUCUUAAGACGACAUCAGCGGACAAAGCACUGAUUAUUGCCUGUGAUACAAUACUACCGGAUAUUGACAUGUUAGACUAUGUCUCGAAGUUUGUAGAUGGUGAGCAUUCUGCGGCGACCUUUGCAUAUCCCCUCGCAGACAUGAACGACUGCGUACGACGCGGUAUGUUCAAAUUUCGCACGGAGCUGUCAGGAGAACUCAUUGCUGAGGCGGUUAUCGAAAAGCCGAAGAGCCCGGAACUGGCCCCGUCAAAUCUUGCUUCGGCGCCAAUCUACUUGCUUCGAAAAAACCUUUGGCAAACCCUGGGACAUUUCUCGGAAGAGCAAGAAAACUUGGGAGUGCCACUAGAGAAGCGUGAUGCACCGGGAUUCUGGUUAGCAUGGCUCGUCCCGAAGCAUUCAUGCAGAUUAUUUCAAGUGGUGCAAAGGAUUGAUAUAGGUUCUCUCCAACACUAUAAAGACGCACUCUGGGAUUUGACGCUUCCCAAAUCUGGCAUGCGGAGCAGUAAAGUGCCGCGAAGAGCAAAAUAUGAACCUGCUGUUGGACGUGCUUUUCCGCGAGCAGGUUUCCUCGGGAAUCCUUCGGACGGCUACGGCGGCAAGGUCAUUGCCUUUUCCUUAGCAUCAGAGGGCUACGCUGAGGUUGUAGCGACACCCCAUGACAGUUUUGCGGUGCGCUCCAACCCAAAGCAUGAGCAUUUGGAAAGCUACAACAGUCUUUCUCAGUUCUUAGAUCACGUGGACAACUUUGGUAUUCACUACGGAGCGCGCGUACUAGUUCUUGCUGCGUCUGCCAUGUUCGCAAGAGUGUACAAACAAUAUAUGCAAGAUCAAUCUGCUGCCGGAGAAGAGCAAGAUGGGAAGAAAGAUUCCUUCAGUUUGCUUCCAAAUUGUCAAUUAACAUACUCAACCUCCAUACCAGCGCGCAUCGGUUUAUCAGGUUCUUCUGCUUUUAUUCUUGCAACGCUACUGGCAUUGGCCAGAUAUCACGGCACUUCGCUCCCAGAAAUCAACCCAGAUAUCCACUUCUGGCCAAAAUUGAUGCGCUCUGCUGAAACGGAUUUGUUAGGUAUUGCAUGUGGGCUACAGGAUCGCGUGAUACAAUUGAUGCAGGGUUGUGUGACGAUGGAUUUCACAGGCAUGACGUCUGGGGAAGAGUGGAAAUGGCUGCCGGAUGGCUGCUUACCUGAGAUGUGGAUAGCGUACCGUGGAGAAGGGACAAUAGGGGAGGACUCUGGCAAAGUCCACAGCAAUUUACGAUCAAGAUACGACGCGAAGGAUUCUGAAGUUCUCGCUAUAGUCAAGGAGCUAUGCAGUUUGGUAGAUUCUGGUCAAAUCAUAUUGGAGCAAGGCGCGAAAGGGAACCGAGAGGUUUACAAAGAGCUGCCGCACCUCAUCAGCAAAAAUUUUCAGCUCCGAGUUGCUCUGGUCGGACCACAUGUUGUUGGCAAGCAAAACACGGACUUGGUUUCUAUUGCGAAGCAAGCAGGCUUGGCAGCAAAAAUGACAGGGAGCGGGGGUUGCGCUCUGUGUCUUCCAAAUCCGGUUCGCCAAUUGAGUGGCUCGGAGGUAGCAGGGGCCAAAGCAGUCUUCGAAAAACAUGAUAUGGUCCUCCACAAAGUAGAAGUACUCCCUCGAAGAGAAUGGCUACCGUAA
This is a messenger RNA of Chondrus crispus (carragheen), 2031 nucleotides long. RefSeq lists its product as hypothetical. NCBI's taxonomy places the organism in Eukaryota, Rhodophyta, Florideophyceae, Gigartinales, Gigartinaceae. The record is from RefSeq and is a predicted model, not a curated record. The transcript has a single exon. Gene Ontology annotation, molecular function: ATP binding. Bases 1 to 2031 code for a protein of 676 amino acids.